CUCAUGGCGGCGGCGGCGGCGGCGGCGGCAGCGGCGGCGCUCGGCGGCCGGAGCCGGAUCCUGUAGCCGGGGUGUGGGCCCGAGUCAGUCCGUCUCUCCUUCGGCCCCCUCUCUCGUCUUCCGGAGUGUGGCUGGCGGAGCCCGGAUGGCGGAGCGAGGCCUGGAGCCCGCGCCGGCCGCGGUGGCGGCGCUGCCGCCCGAAGUGCGGGCGCAGCUGGCGGAGCUGGAGCUGGAGCUCUCGGAGGGGGAUAUCACACAGAAGGGAUACGAAAAGAAAAGGUCAAAACUGCUGUCUCCCUACAUCCCGCAGACACAAGAAACUGAAUCAGCAGUGCAGAAAGAACAUAGAAACCAGACACCUGCUCCAUGUGCAUCUCAAACUUCCGCUCCUUCUAAGUACCACCGAACUCGAUCUGGGGGAGCCAGGGAUGAACGAUACCGAUCAGAUAUCCAUACGGAAGCAGUUCAAGCCGCACUGGCAAAGCAUAAAGAACAGAAAAUGGCUCUGCCCAUGCCAACCAAAAGGCGGUCCACAUUCGUCCAGUCUCCUGCAGAUGCCUGCACACCUCCUGACACGUCUUCGGCCUCUGAGGAUGAGGGCUCUCUGAGACGCCAAGCUGCGCUCUCUGCUGCCUUGCAACAGAGCUUACAGAAUGCUGAGUCGUGGAUCAACCGUUCAAUUCAGGGAUCGUCCACGUCUUCAUCCGCAUCUUCUACGCUGUCCCAUGGAGAGGUCAAAGGAACCAGUGGGUCUCUAGCUGAUGUAUUUGCCAAUGCUCGAAUAGAGAAUUUCUCUGCUCCCCCUGAUGUCACUACAACUACCUCUUCUUCAUCAUCAUCUUCCUCAAUGCGCCCAGCAAAUAUUGAUCUGCCCCCCUCGGGGAUAGUUAAAGGCAUGCACAAAGGAUCCAACAGGUCCAGCCUUAUGGAUACAGCUGAUGGUGUUCCUGUCAGUAGCAGAGUAUCCACCAAAAUCCAGCAGCUUCUCAAUACUCUGAAACGACCCAAAAGACCUCCCUUAAAGGAAUUUUUUGUGGAUGACUCUGAAGAAAUUGUGGAAGGUAUACCUCAGCCAGACCCCAACCAGCCCAAGCCUGAGGGACGGCAGAUGACCCCAGUAAAAGGGGAGCCAUUAGGAGUCAUCUGUAACUGGCCUCCUGCCCUUGAGUCGGCCCUGCAGCGCUGGGGCACCACGCAAGCAAAAUGCCCCUGUCUGACUGCACUGGACGUGACGGGGAAACCAGUUUACACUCUCACAUAUGGAAAGUUGUGGAGCAGAAGUUUAAAGUUGGCCUACACACUGCUUAAUAAACUGGGGACCAAAAAUGAACCUGUUUUAAAACCUGGAGACAGGGUAGCCCUGGUUUACCCCAACAAUGAUCCAGUCAUGUUUAUGGUGGCUUUUUAUGGAUGUCUCCUGGCAGAAGUGAUUCCCGUGCCUAUAGAGGAUGCUGGAGGGCAGCAGAUUGGCUUCUUGCUAGGAAGCUGUGGUAUUGCCUUAGCUCUUACCAGUGAAGUUUGUCUAAAGGGGCUGCCAAAAACCCAGAAUGGAGAAAUUGUACAGUUUAAAGGUUGGCCCCGGCUCAAAUGGGUUGUAACAGAUUCCAAGUACCUUUCAAAGCCACCUAAAGACUGGCAGCCCCACAUCUCACCUGCUGGUACAGAACCAGCAUACAUUGAGUAUAAAACAAGCAAAGAAGGGAGUGUAAUGGGAGUUACAGUGUCCCGCCUUGCAAUGUUGUCUCACUGCCAAGCUCUAUCCCAGGCCUGCAAUUAUUCUGAAGGGGAGACAGUAGUAAAUGUUUUAGACUUUAAGAAGGAUGCCGGGCUGUGGCAUGGCAUGUUUGCGAAUGUGAUGAAUAAGAUGCAUACAAUUAGUGUACCCUAUUCUGUUAUGAAGACUUGCCCUCUCUCUUGGGUCCAGAGAGUACAUGCCCACAAAGCCAAGGUAGCUUUAGUAAAAUGUCGAGACUUGCAUUGGGCUAUGAUGGCACAUCGGGACCAAAGAGAUGUGAGCUUGAGUUCUCUCCGAAUGUUAAUUGUAACUGAUGGAGCUAAUCCCUGGUCUGUGUCGUCCUGUGAUGCCUUCCUGAGUCUAUUCCAAAGCCACGGACUGAAACCUGAGGCCAUCUGUCCGUGUGCUACUUCUGCUGAAGCCAUGACUGUUGCAAUCCGCAGGCCUGGAAUUCCAGGGGCACCUUUGCCAGGAAGAGCUAUUCUCUCGAUGAAUGGAUUGAGCUAUGGGGUAAUACGGGUCAAUACUGAAGAUAAAAAUUCAGCACUGACAGUCCAGGAUGUGGGCCACGUAAUGCCUGGUGGGAUGAUGUGCAUCGUGAGACCUGAUGGACCUCCCCAGCUCUGCAAAACAGAUGAAAUUGGAGAAAUCUGUGUCAGCUCUAGGACAGGAGGCAUGAUGUACUUUGGGCUUGCUGGUGUGACAAAAAAUACAUUUGAGGUGAUUCCAGUGAAUUCCGCAGGCUCUCCUGUUGGGGACGUGCCCUUCAUCCGGUCAGGACUGCUGGGGUUUGUAGGGCCGGGCAGUUUGGUGUUCGUGGUUGGAAAAAUGGAUGGGUUACUGCUGGUUAGUGGUCGAAGACAUAAUGCUGAUGACAUUGUUGCUACUGGAUUGGCUGUUGAAUCAAUAAAGACUGUUUAUAGAGGAAGAAUUGCUGUGUUUUCUGUGUCUGUAUUUUAUGAUGAGCGCAUUGUGGUGGUUGCGGAACAAAGACCCGAUGCCUCAGAGGAAGACAGUUUCCAGUGGAUGAGUCGAGUGUUGCAGGCAAUUGAUAGCAUUCAUCAAGUCGGUGUGUAUUGUCUUGCUCUGGUGCCUGCCAAUACAUUGCCAAAAACUCCUCUAGGAGGGAUCCACAUAUCUCAGACGAAGCAGCUCUUUCUGGAGGGAUCUCUACAUCCUUGCAACAUCCUUAUGUGCCCACAUACAUGUGUGACCAAUUUGCCAAAACCCCGACAAAAGCAACCAGGUGUGGGCCCUGCUUCUGUGAUGGUUGGGAACCUGGUUGCUGGAAAACGCAUAGCACAAGCUGCAGGAAGAGAUCUUGGGCAAAUUGAAGAGAAUGACUUAGUGAGGAAGCACCAGUUUCUGGCGGAGAUUUUACAGUGGCGAGCCCAGGCAACUCCUGACCAUGUGCUCUUCAUGCUGUUAAAUGCCAAGGGAACUACUGUGUGCACAGCCAGUUGCCUUCAGCUUCAUAAGCGAGCAGAGAGGAUUGCGUCAGUUCUUGGUGAUAAGGGGCAUCUAAAUGCAGGAGACAACGUGGUGUUGCUCUAUCCACCUGGCAUCGAGUUAAUAGCUGCGUUCUAUGGUUGCCUGUAUGCGGGGUGCAUACCUGUCACCGUCCGACCUCCUCAUGCUCAGAACCUUGCGGCCACAUUGCCCACUGUCCGCAUGAUUGUUGAUGUCAGCAAAGCAGCCUGCAUUCUCACCACACAGACCCUAAUGAGGUUACUGAGAUCCCGAGAGGCAGCAGCAGCCGUGGACGUGAAAACCUGGCCAACUAUCAUUGACACAGAUGAUUUACCCAGGAAAAGGUUACCUCAGCUGUAUAAACCGCCCACUCCUGAGAUGUUGGCGUAUCUUGAUUUUAGUGUCUCCACAACUGGCAUGCUGACAGGAGUGAAGAUGUCCCACUCUGCAGUCAAUGCUCUUUGUAGAGCCAUCAAGCUCCAGUGUGAGUUGUAUUCUUCUCGGCAGAUCGCCAUCUGCCUUGACCCUUACUGUGGACUUGGCUUCGCACUCUGGUGUCUCUGCAGUGUCUAUUCGGGUCACCAGUCCAUCUUAAUUCCUCCUAUGGAGUUAGAAAACAACCUUUUCCUCUGGCUCUCCACUGUCAACCAGUACAAGAUAAGGGACACUUUCUGCUCCUAUUCAGUAAUGGAGCUCUGCACCAAAGGGCUUGGAAACCAAGUGGAGGUGCUAAAGACCAGAGGAAUCAACCUCUCCUGCAUCCGGACGUGUGUGGUUGUGGCCGAGGAGCGACCCCGCAUUGCCCUCCAGCAGUCCUUCUCCAAGCUCUUCAAAGACAUCGGGCUGUCCCCUCGGGCUGUCAGCACCACUUUUGGAUCAAGAGUCAAUGUAGCGAUAUGUUUACAGGGAACCUCAGGGCCUGAUCCAACUACCGUGUACGUAGAUCUGAAGUCCUUGAGACACGACAGGGUUCGUCUUGUGGAACGGGGUGCCCCCCAGAGUUUGCUCCUCUCAGAGUCUGGAAAGAUUUUACCUGGAGUGAAAGUGGUUAUUGUUAAUCCCGAGACCAAAGGGCCUGUUGGAGACUCUCAUCUCGGAGAGAUUUGGGUGAACAGUCCCCACACAGCCAGUGGCUAUUACACCAUCUAUGACAGUGAGACUCUUCAAGCUGAUCAUUUCAACACUCGCCUCAGCUUUGGAGAUGCUGCCCAGACGCUCUGGGCUCGGACGGGGUACCUUGGUUUUGUCCGCCGGACUGAGCUCACAGCGGCCACCGGAGAGCGUCAUGAUGCAUUAUAUGUGGUGGGAGCUCUGGACGAAACGCUGGAGCUGAGAGGCUUACGAUACCACCCGAUCGAUAUUGAGACCUCCGUGUCCCGGAUCCACAGGAGCAUUGCUGAAUGUGCCGUGUUCACGUGGACCAACUUGCUUGUGGUGGUCGUGGAACUGUGUGGCUCUGAACAGGAAGCCCUAGACCUGGUUCCUUUAGUGACCAACGUGGUCCUGGAAGAGCAUUACCUCAUCGUUGGCGUGGUGGUGGUGGUGGACCCGGGCGUCAUCCCCAUCAACUCGAGAGGAGAAAAGCAGAGGAUGCACCUCCGCGACAGCUUCCUGGCGGACCAGUUAGACCCCGUCUACGUGGCGUAUAACAUGUAGCCAGCCUUGUGGGGCUCACAGGGGCCGUCCUGAAAACCACAAGGACCAAAGACCAGUGGCUAGGAGCGGGCUUUCAAAUGAUGUGAAAGAAGCUGAGAUGGUUACCUUAUAUCCUUCAUCUCAUCCUGUGGGAUUCUGCAAUCACAGGACCCACAGGAAAGGGGAAUCACGUGGUAGCAAAUGAAAACAACGUUAACAGUCCAUUAGUCAUGAGCUUUGACAUAGCGUGAGCAGCACGUUACUAAAGCAAUUACAUGCAUGUUGCAGUUUUGUCAUCUGUUGUAUAUACUUGUACUUUUAUCUAAUGCUGUUUUAGAAUUUUGUAAGGGAGUUUAAUGAAUUCACAUGAAGGGGGUAGUCGGAGUUCUCCAGUUCCCCGCUCUGUACUGUAUUCUGCCGUUUUACCCUAGCUGGACAUUCUGCGGGGUUUGUUAAUGUGGAACUACUCAGCUUAUUUUCCGCUGACCCAUAAGCAAAUCAAAUAACCCACUGAAUAUGAGAGUUACUUUAUAUAUAUCAUUCUUGAGAGUAAAACAUUUUGACCAGUGUUUUAAACGUGUAAAUAAGAAUACACACAAUUCAGUUAGAAAAUUGAAGAACUGGCGUGUGUAGUCAUGACAACUAAAGUAGAAACGUUUCCACUUUACGAGAAUUUCAGUAUUCUCUUAAUGCAGUGUAAUUGAAUAGGUAACUAAAAAGUGCAAACUGAUUGCAGGUUUCGCUGCACAUUGUACUAUGUCUCUGUUGGCUGAUGUAUUUUAUAAACUAAAGCUGCCUAUGUUUGUUUUUAAAGCUCGCAUUCCCAGAAUCAGCUUCAGCUUUUAAGAAUUCAGCCUGUUUCUACAAGCUGAAAAUCUCAGUUUAAAAAUCAAAUGGUUAUGAAAAGGCUAAGCUUCAUUAGACCCGCCCUAUCCUAAGGAACCACAAUAACCCACUCUGGCCCCCAGUGUUGAAACUGUGUUUCAGAUUUAGAGUGACUACAGAAGAAUUUAGGAUUUCCUCUUUUUCCAGGCCCAUUGUCAACCACGUCUCCAGUUUACACAUAGAGCUUCUCUUUUCGGAAAACUCAAGAGUGUCCUCUGUUCUUCCGGUUCAUAAGGGCAGGGAUUUUAGGAACAAGAAUGACAGGCUGGGAAGGCAGUGGGAUCAGCAGUCACGGGAAACCGUAAAGGCGACAUAACUACAGAUCUCGAAACUGACCGAUUUGGGUUGCCAAAAUAGCUAGGCUUAUGCUGAAAUAGGGGAAGCCUGAUGUAUGCAAGAAACUCUUUUGAAAUAACUGUGGUGCCCAGGCCAAGUGGACUGAGCGUGGGACUGAGUUGGCCUCUGGCUCGGUUUCCUUUCUUUGGUCUGAUACUUCAUGUAUUUGAAUAUAGUUGAAUUUUAUUAUUUUUUUCUUACAGAAAUAUUUUUAAAAAUUAAAAAAAAAAGCUCCAAGUGAACAGAGUUAACUUGUUAAAUCAGAAUGGUUCUCUUUGACCCACUCUGGUCUAUCGUGUAAAUAUUUAUUUAGACUAUUUUAAUAAUACAUAUUAUUUACCCCACUGUAACAUCAUGUAAACUAAAUAUGUUUUUAAACAAUUUUUAAGACUUGUAAUUACCCUGAAAGUAAGGUUUAUAAUGCAAAGCCCAGACCCUUCGUCACUCUCGGGGGCUGCCCUAACAGUCUCGUGGCUCCAAGCCACUUUCUUGCCUCCCUUUUACACAAGCCUCUUUUCCUCCCAGUUUUUUCUCCACUGAGGGCAGACCUCAAGACAUUUUCCAGUUCAGAUCUCUUUUUUGACAUUUUGGAUGAAAUUAAUUUACACAUGAUGGAAGAGGUUCUAAGAUGUACAGAAAAAAAAAGCACUUACAUUGGGGCAAGAAAUUCCAGUGACUAGCUAUGGUUCAGUUUGCAGAAAAAACAGCCUGCUUAUUUGGAAAGUAAUUUUCAUAAUCCACGAGUUCUAAGAAAAAAAUAUAGGCAGAGUCUUAUCCUAUGGGUUACUUUGAAAAUUCUUACUACACAAGUUAGGGUGUCUGCUAGAAAUAUAAUGUGAGCCACAUCGGUCAUUUUAAAUUUUCUAGUAACCACAUUUUAAAGUAAAAAGAAACCAGUGAAAUUGACUUUAAUAUCUUUCAGUUAACCCAGUAUAUAAAAAAUACUGUAAUUUCCACGUGGAAUUAAUAUGAAAAGUGACUGAGAUAUUUUCUCUUCUUUUUUUUCAUAUUAAGUCUUUGAAAUCCAGUGUGUAUUAAGCACAUUUCAAUUCGGACUACCCACGUUUCAAGUUUUCAGUAGCCGCAUGUGGCUAGUGGCUACAAUAUUGGGCAGAGGUGAUCUGUAUUCAUUCUUUUAAACAAGAUACGCCAUUAGCCUCAGAGUAUGGUCAACUCCCAGUUACUUAGAGCUUGCUUAUCUGGGUUUGUAGCUCCUCAGGCCUCUGAUUUAGCUUUAGCUCUUGCUUUCUACCUUGUGGCUGCUUUGUUGGUCUUUUGCAUAUCCCCCAAAGCCAAAAUACACUAGUGGAAGAAAGAAAGCUGAGCUGUGUCUUUGGGAACUUCUCAGUAACUGUGGUAAAGGAUCCUCUGGGAGGGGAAGAGAGUCCGGUCGUUAGCCUAUGGGUGCUUGAGGGGUCAUCUGUAGUUUUAAUGCCUAGUCUGUUACAGACUUGGAUAAGAAAGCUUUCUCUUGAUGACACAGGCCUCUUGCCCUUUCCACAUUAAGUAGAACUUUUGUGGUAGGAUGGACUCUUAGGACAGACCCAAAAGGCCAUUACCGACAGAAACAGCCUAGCCAAAACUCUGGAACACAUUCUGUCUGGGUUUUUAUUUUAUGCCUGUGAAAAAGACGAGAUUAAUAGCAAGCCCCCGUUUCACUUAAGAGAAAUCCAUUCAUCUAACAGCUUUUGAAACUCUUUCUGCCUCUCAGCAGAAGUAAUUGAGGUAGAUCAGGAAGGGGCUGCGUCAGGAAAAUUCCUAAGCCCAAGGGAUUCUUAGAGCUGCACAAAUGUCACCUCCUGCAUCAGUGAGACCCUGGGAAUAGCCGGCAUGCUAAGGGGCAUUGGUGUGAAUCCACAGCCUUUAUUUAACCUGCUGCCUCAGAAAGGGGGCCCGGUCUAGACCACCGCCACCAUCAAGUCCUUUCCUCACGAAGUCGUGCUGCCUCAGGCUGUUUAGGGACCAUUGCCUGUCUGUUGGUAAUACAAGUGUGUCUCCUUUCUGUCGUCCCUGGGCAGUGCUUGCUUAAUGCUUUUGUUGAAUCAACAAAGGGCCUGAGGCCUUAGGUUUUUUUGUUAAGGUCUCUGCCCCAGGCAUGGUGCUCAAUAUCUUGGCCAAAUAAAUUAAUUACUUUCCUUGAAUAUCCAGCAAUCUUUUAGACUAAAGCAAUGAGGAGUUAUCACCUCACCCUCAAACUCCAACAUGACCUAUGCCUUAGUGGUGUUUUGUUGUCUGCUUUGGUGUAAAAGCAAGAGUGUUUGGAGCAAGAAGCUGGGUACUCCAAAUACACAAUAGGCCUUUUCUUUAUCAUUCACACAACAUUUCUGGUCCGGGUGUAUGUAGAUGGGCCAUGUUAUUUGUCCACAGGAAGAGAGUGUAAAGAUCUAAGAAUAAUUUUUUAGUCCUAAAUGAUGUUUUGUUUACUUUCUGUCAAGAUAUUUACCAGUGUCAAAUUCAAACUAUAGUACUGUGUAAUUAUGUAUAAAGUUUUUUUAUUUAUUUGAAAUUAGACUAGAUACAUUUUUAAAUUUAACAUCUGGCUGGACAGUGUUCUAUUAACUCAUUGAAUGUGUUUCCUUUGUCUUGUGUUAAUAAAUAUUGAUGCCUGAUUGUGUUUAAUGCUUCACACAUUGGGAGGAUUGAUAAAUUGGAACUGAUAAAUUUUAAAUUUAACUUAGGAUGGUAAGACCUAAAGAUAGCUAGAGUUGUCUAAGGAAAAUGAACACAGAGAUCCAAAGUUUCAGUAAAUCAGUGCUGUAACAGGAAGGCAAAUCAAGGGACACAAGAGGGUCACUUUGAAAACUAAGAAGGUUUUGUCAGGAACAAUUAAAGUUGAAAUUUUC
This is a messenger RNA of Ailuropoda melanoleuca (giant panda), 8904 nucleotides long. RefSeq names its product DIP2 acetate--CoA ligase B (putative) (gene DIP2B). The record is from RefSeq and is a predicted model, not a curated record. The coding region runs from base 146 to 4861 and encodes 1571 amino acids. The transcript has 38 exons. Lineage: Eukaryota; Metazoa; Chordata; Mammalia; Carnivora; Ursidae.